UGUAUACAGUAAUGUAUAACCCAGCUUCCCUGUUUUCCAUUAUAGUGAUAUGACAUGUAUACAGUAAUGAUUACUUACUCCUUGAGCCCCCCACAGCGGUGGAGAGGGUGUCUCCUCUCAGCGGAGGAGAGCGUACCUCUCCUGCACCUGUCCCCUCAGCGGUGGUGCCGAAGAAGCCGGAAAUCGGGAACUCAGAAACCGAACUCGGCUUCACAAUGAGGCUUGGAGCGCAGCCGCUCCAUCAUCUGUGCUCGCCGCUCACGGCUAGAGAAUUUCUCAUCGCAUUUGGCGAGCGGCUUUUUCAAGCCCUGCUCUAG
Staurois parvus is the source of this 317-nucleotide messenger RNA. Lineage: Eukaryota; Metazoa; Chordata; Amphibia; Anura; Ranidae. The record is from the annotation of a GenBank genome assembly.